AGUUUCCGCCCCGCCGAUCAAGAGCAGCAGUGUCAUUGUUGCUGCACCACCAUGAUGAUGGGUAGUGGGAUGAAGCUGUGGCCCGGAGGACCGGCACCGGGAGAAUUACAUGCCUUCCCCGGAGGUCUUACCAGAGCAACUGAGGGCCCGGUCAAACACACAUUGAAUCCUAUGGUUACUGGAACCUCAGUCUUGGGGGUGAAGUUUGAUGGCGGAGUAAUUAUAGCUGCUGACAUGUUAGGAUCCUAUGGCUCCCUUGCCAGGUUCCGUAACAUUUCCAGGAUAAUGAAAGUGAAUUCAAAUACAAUCUUGGGUGCAUCUGGAGAUUAUGCAGAUUAUCAGUACCUUAAGACUGUUAUUGAUCAGAUGGUGAUUGAUGAGGAGCUGCUAGGUGAUGGUCACAGCUACAGCCCCAAGGCCAUACAUUCCUGGCUCACCCGUGUCUUUUACAAUCGAAGGAGUAAAAUGAACCCACUAUGGAAUACUGUGGUCCUUGGAGGUUUCUCUAAUGGGGAGAGCUUCCUUGGAUAUGUGGACAGGCUGGGUGUAGCCUAUGAAGCACCAACAAUUGCUACUGGUUUUGGAGCAUAUCUAGCUCAGCCAUUGAUGAGAGAGGUAGUGGAGAACAAACCCAGCCUAACAAAGGACGAGGCCCGUCAGCUGGUGGAACGCUGCAUGAAGGUGCUUUAUUACAGGGAUGCCCGCUCUUAUAACAGGUAUGAGAUUGCUACUGUAACGGAGAGUGGAGUAGAGAUUGAAGGGCCUCUGUCUUCAGAAACCAACUGGGAUAUUGCUGAUCUUAUCAGUGGAUUUGAAUAAAGACAGAAGAACUGAAUUUGUAUGUUUACUUUCCCUUUUGCCUGUUGCUGUAUUCUAAUAAACAAUUUUUUUGUAAAUGACAAA
Messenger RNA from Bombina bombina (fire-bellied toad), 903 nucleotides. It is a transcript of the gene PSMB4, whose product is annotated as proteasome 20S subunit beta 4. Bases 52 to 819 code for a protein of 255 amino acids. Gene Ontology annotation, cellular component: proteasome core complex. The transcript is spliced from 7 exons. NCBI's taxonomy places the organism in Eukaryota, Metazoa, Chordata, Amphibia, Anura, Bombinatoridae. The record is from RefSeq and is a predicted model, not a curated record.